GCGGGGGGCGGGGAGAAGGAAGAGGGAAGGUGGGAGGGUAAUGGACAGCACCACCGCGAGGCCGCCGGGGGUGACGGCCGUUCCCCCCCGCUCCUGCGCAGCCGGUGGGCUCUCCCGGCCUGCUCGCGCCGUCAAUUGCCCUUGGUGUGGCCGCUGCGCGGGGCCUGGUGGCGCAGUCAUGGUGAAUUUCGCCCAAGUUGUGCGUGAUCACUGGGUUCACAUCUUUGUUCCCUUAGGAUUUGUGAUUGGAUGUUAUUUAGACAGAAUGAAUGAUGAAAAACUGUCAGCCUUCCGAAACAAGAGCUUAUUAUAUAGAAGAGAGUUGAAGCCUGGUGAAGAAGUAACAUGGAGAUAAAAGCUGAGGAUGAAAUGGAAAAUAUUUUCACUUGAUUCGUCAUCUUAUCUCACUCAUUGAUAGAAUAGGGUUAUGGUUUUUAUCUUGAUGGAGUACUUAAAGCUACAGAAAAGGACACCUGCAAUUUAUCAGUGCUAGUUUAACUUCCAGUCUUACUUUUAGAAAGAUGAUUUAAUUACAUGGCUAAUAGGUGUCCAGGAAUUCCAUUAGUCCAUAAGUAUUGAGAAACUUUUGUCCUCAGAAGUCGCACUGUGGAGUAGCAGGAGAAAGAAUUACAUAAUAAAGAAAAAUCUAUGCAAAAAUCA
Columba livia (rock pigeon) is the source of this 660-nucleotide messenger RNA. It is a transcript of the gene NDUFB1, whose product is annotated as NADH:ubiquinone oxidoreductase subunit B1. The coding region runs from base 41 to 355 and encodes 104 amino acids. Gene Ontology annotation, cellular component: mitochondrion. The transcript has 3 exons. Lineage: Eukaryota; Metazoa; Chordata; Aves; Columbiformes; Columbidae. The record is from RefSeq and is a predicted model, not a curated record.